UCAUCCGGGUUUUCUGACUGCCUUGGCGUCUCGGCCAAUCAGUGCAGAACGGGGGCGUGGCCUAGUCGUUGAUUGGUCAGUUCGGACCGAGGGGCUCUAUUUGAAAUCCGCUAACGGCGGCGAGCGGAGGCGCCGCGCGGGGCGGCUGCGGUGUUGGGGCGAGUGGUACCGGGAGCGAGGCCUCGGAGGGCUGCGGUGUUGAGGCGAGUGGUACCGGGAGCGAGGCCUCGGAGGGCUGCGGUGUUGAGGCGAGUGGUACCGGGAGCGAGGCCUCGGAGGGCUGCGGUGUUGAGGCGAGUGGUAUCGGGAGCGAGGCCUCGGAGGGCUGCGGUGUUGAGGCGAGUGGUACCGGGAGCGAGGCCUCGGAGGGCUGCGGUGUUGAGAGGACUGUAGCUGUGUGGAGGACUCGUGGGGACGGCGUGAAGGUGACGAUGUCUCGCCCAGAAUCUCGCUAUUCCUUCGAUGUCCCCAACCCCUGCAUCAACUUUGCGACGCUGAGCGAUGAUGACGAUGUGCACAAUGCAGAUGCCUGGUUUGACCAAAAAGCCAAUCUGGAGAAUGUCCCUCCUGCAGAAAAUCUGGCAAAGGUCUUGCAGAACAGCCCUGCUUUGUCAAAGCCUGACAUUAUUCUGUCCUCUGUCACUUCUCAAGGAAUAACAACAAGUGAAAGCCACAGUGAAGAGGAGGGUGAAACAGAGUGUGUGCAGGCCAAUGCUGUUCCUCAGAACAUUGUUGGAUCUCUGUCAAGCUGGAGAGCUGCUGCUCCUGCAGAGGCCUCUCAAAGAGCGGGUAGAAGACCAGCUCCAAGGCGGAAAAAAGCCCAGCAACACAAACAGCCAGCUCGGGUCAAAGCCGAGGGAAACGCAAACACCUUGGAUAAUAAGGAAGAGAUUCCACCCCUGAAAAAAAUGAGAAUCCUUAGAGUACCAGGGAAAAAUAGACGCUCUUUACCUGGGCCCGGGGCGAGUUCUAGCAGCAGAGAGAAGCUGCCAGAAGAAUCCAUGAAGAGAGAGCCUCUGCAGAAUGCUGACCUCUCCCCAGGGAGAGGGAAGAGCAAGCUGACCAUGCCCUCCACGCCAACAAUGUUAAAGAGGACCAACCUUUCUGGCAAGCCAAAGAGUACAGAGGAGCAGGAGCUGGAGAAGAUGCAGCAGCUGCAGCGGGAGGUUAUGGAGCUGCGGAAGAAGAAUGAGGAGUCUCUGAAGGCAGCUAUUACUGGAGCAGGACAACCAAUGAAGAGACCUGUUGGUCAAGUAACAAAGCCAGUGGACUUCCACUUCUGCACAGAGAACAGAGUUAAGCAGCACACAGAAAGCCAGCCUGGGAACGAGUACAAGGAGCUGGAUUUUGCAGCAGUGCUGAGAAAACAUCCUCCUUCCCCGGUUCGAGUGCCGAAGGGACCCACUAUCCCCAAACCUUUCAAUCUGUCCCAAGGAAACAAAAGGAAACAUGAGGAAUCCACAUCAGAAUAUGUGUCCCUUGCUGAGCAGGUAGAAGCAUUCCAGAAACGUACCCCCUCCCGUUACCACCUGAGGAGCAGGAAAUCCAAUGAAGCAGUCCCAGCUGCUGGCAAGCUGAAGGCACGGCUUACCAACCCGAAAACACCAGUGCUGCUGACAAAGCAGCGCUUCAGACCUGCCACCUGCAAAACUACAGCUGAGUUAGAAGCAGAGGAGAUGGAGAAAAUUCAGCAGUACAAAUUCAAAGCACGAGAACUUGAUCACAGAAUCUUUGAGGGUGGUCCACUCCUGCCCAAGAAACCAGCUGUGAAGGAGCUCACACAACCCAUUGGCUUUGACUUGGAGAUAGAAAAAAGGAUCCAGGAGCGUGAGAGCAAGAAGCAGCAGGAGGCAGAGCGCUUCGAGUUCCAUUCCAGGCCGUGUCCCACCAAAAUCCUGGAGGAAGUUGUGGGUGUCCCAGAGAAGAAAGCACUUCCUGUUACAGUCCCCAAGUCUCCAGUCUUCACAUUGAAAAGCAGAACCCGGCUGCCUAGCAAGGAUGAAGAAAAGGAAAAAGAGGCAGUCCCUGUGAUCAAAGCUAACGCAGUGCCACAUUAUGGAGUGCCCUUCAAACCCAAAAUGCCAGAGCAGAGGCUGGUGGAAGUGUGCCCCUUCUCUUUCGAUGCCCGAGACAGAGAGAGGCAGAUACAGAAAGAGAAAAAAAUAGAAGAAUUGCAGAAAGAAGAGGUGCCCAAGUUCAAAGCACUGCCUCUGCCUCACUUUGAUCACGUGAAACUGCCAGAAAAGAAGGUCAAAACCCCAACUCAGCCUGAGCCCUUCAACCUGCAGAUCGAUGAACGGGGAGCUGCCAAGCUAGAGAGCUGGAAGCAGCAGCUUAAAGAAGACUUGAGAAAGCAGAAAGAGGCAGCAUGUUUUAAAGCUCGUCCCAACACAGUGGUGUACCAGGAGCCUUUUGUGCCCAAAAAGGAGAAUAAGCUGUUGUCAGAGAGCCUUUCUGGUUCUGUAGUUCCUGAAAACUUUGAGCUGGCAACAGAAAAACGAGCCAAAGAGCGGCAAGGAUUCGAGAAACGAAUGGCAGACAGAGAUGCCAUGAGGGAGAGGCACCAAGAGCAGAUCAGGCAGGAAGAAGAGGAGCGGGAGAAGGAAGAAGUUGCUAAACUAAGGCAAGAAAUGGUUCACAAGGCAAACCCCAUCCGCAGGUACCGCAGCGUCGAGGUGAAGCCCAGUGACCAGCCCCUGACUAUGCCCAAGUCUCCCAACUUCUCAGAUAGAUUCCGGUGCUGAUGUGCAUCCUGUGGCAGGAGGAGGGAGCUCACACCCCUCUCUUGGUAAGGCAGAGAGGGAUCAGUUGUUUUUAGGUGACUGCUCAGUCUCAGCUCCCACGCUUGGUUCCGUUACUGUUCAACCAUGGGAGGCAGGUGGCUGAGGCCCAGCACACGGACAGAGCCAUAUGGCCUUGCAGCACAUCUAAGCAUCUUGUUCUCUAAAGACUAAACCAGGUUUUGAUAUUGUCUACAAAUAUUGUGUACCUGAACUAAAUAAAAAUUGCUAAUUGAUGGCUGGCUGGUGCUGGCAGGUGAAUCCCUGUGCUGAAGGACAGGCUGUGAGUGCACAGGGAUGUGCACUGCUGGGAGAGAUGCCUUGGCUUUGAACACCUAAGGACUGGUUUCACUUGUCUGUUUCUUGGGCUUUUAGUCUGUUUGAAUCUUGAAUUGUAUGAAGUACUGUGGCUUCUGCAGGCCAGCACACUGCAAGUCUGACCUUUCCUGUUGAUGUUUAGGUAAGUGCUGAUUCAAAUGUUGCCCACACUUUUAAAAGUAG
Messenger RNA from Colius striatus (speckled mousebird), 3281 nucleotides. RefSeq names its product TPX2 microtubule nucleation factor (gene TPX2). The coding region runs from base 432 to 2744 and encodes 770 amino acids. Gene Ontology annotation, biological process: regulation of mitotic spindle organization; activation of protein kinase activity. The transcript is spliced from 18 exons. NCBI's taxonomy places the organism in Eukaryota, Metazoa, Chordata, Aves, Coliiformes, Coliidae. Gene Ontology annotation, cellular component: spindle; microtubule. The record is from RefSeq and is a predicted model, not a curated record.